AGUCCAGUCAAGGUUGUCAAUGUCGCCGGCGACAGAACACAAAGCCCCACGUCAAAAGUAUGACUUGUUGAUUAAUACUUACAUGAACAGUGGCUCUCGGUUUACUGGUCAACUAUUUGGAUUUAGGAAGGGCACGUUUUAUAUUUACGAACCCCUGUGGAAAUACAGUGUCUGGGACUACUACCAUGCUGAUAAUCUCGUCUGCAGCUCUACACAGGGGUCUGUUAAUUGCAGUAAAGGCAUCAUGGCAAAUGUGAACAAAAUGAAAAACACAGGAAGAGCAACAACUCCUCUCGUCAAAAAUGUCACAAAAGGUUCUACAAUAGUUGGAAUGAUGCUGGACGUUUUGGAGGAUAUGUACAAAUGUGACUUUUCACGGCUGGAGAACAUGUUUGUUCCAAAUGUUCAAGAUCUCCCGGAACUUGCAGGGCCAGACUGGAAUGAAUAUCGAACUUGUACGAAAACCAGACGACAAACAAAAAUGUCUUGUCUCAAAAAGCAGGAGCAGAAGUGUAAAAAUGCAACUCACAGAGUGACAAAAGUGCUCCGUCUGACAACAGGCACGUAUGAUAAACUCCUAGAGAAACGGAAAAAUUUGAAAAUUCUACACUUGUUUCGGAACCCCUUUGCUAUUAUCAAUAGUCGUACAGAAUCUAAAGGAUAUCCGGUCCGAGACUACAAUUCGAAUGCGGCGGUGUUGUGUAAGAAAAUGAUGCUAGACUAUGAGGGUGGGGUAAGACUGGCUAAAAAAUAUCCGGGUCGAGUAAAGAUGAUUUUUUACGAAGAAAUUAAAUCAAAUGUUACACAAAAGAUGAAUAAAUUGUAUGAAUAUAUAGGAAUGGAGCCGGAUAGCCACGAAGUGAAACAAUUAAACAAAGUGAAGACGAAUAAAGCGAAAAGUAACACGCCCGCAAUGUCACGUACCCGGGUUUUAGAUAACGCCCAUUGGUGGAGAAGUCACAUGUCGUUUCUCAGGUACCAAGGUGUUAGAGAUAAGUGUAAACAACUAAUGCCAAUAUUUAAUCUGACAAACUUCAAAGACAGACAAGAGUUGAACAAACUUAAUAUACCAGAUAUGAAUCUUCCCAGUGAAUUUAGGAUAUAAUAAUUCUACAAUUAUAUAUAUAAUUGCACAUGUUCAUAAUAUAUAAUUUUGUUACAUUUGUUAUAUUUUUAUAAGAU
Messenger RNA from Ruditapes philippinarum (Manila clam), 1182 nucleotides. RefSeq lists its product as uncharacterized. The transcript is spliced from 5 exons. Bases 20 to 1105 code for a protein of 361 amino acids. The record is from RefSeq and is a predicted model, not a curated record. Lineage: Eukaryota; Metazoa; Mollusca; Bivalvia; Venerida; Veneridae. Gene Ontology annotation, molecular function: N-acetylglucosamine 6-O-sulfotransferase activity. Gene Ontology annotation, biological process: sulfur compound metabolic process; N-acetylglucosamine metabolic process.